AUGGACCCAGAAAACAAGCCCAAAGGUCCUUCGCCCCACUACUCUCUCUACCAGCGUGAAGUUUUCCGGCACGGUGGUGAGACCGGCCAACUCCCAAGUUUCUCUGUUCACCCCGAAGAGCUUCAAGAGUCGACGAAGAAGAAGCUGGGCGACCGCGCAUACUUUUAUGCCAACUCGAAUGCGGGUCUUGGCUGGACCGACCGCGCAAACAGGGAGGCUUUCUACCGCUGGCGCAUUGUCCCCCGCGCCCUCGUCGACACCAACACCCGCGACCUCACUACCACUCUCUUCGGUCACCGUAUUCCUGCCCCCAUACUCUUUGCUCCAAUAGGGAUAAACAAGCUGUACCAUCAACAAGGCGAGCUUGUUCCCGCAAAGAUUGCCGGCGAACUUGGACUUCCCUAUUGCUUAUCCACUGCGGGGUCUCAGCCUAUUGAAGAUGUUGCGCGUGCCAAUGAUGCCGGUGCCGCGAUAAAGAACGAGAGCAACAGUGUUUGGAAAUACGAUGGAAAUAAUGGUGGGAACGCACAGAGCCCACGAUUCUACCAGAUGUACAUGGGCCACGACGAUGAGAUUACUCUGUCACUCAUGAAUCGCGCGUGGAAGUCAGGUUUCGACGUGCUUAUGCUGACGACGGACACCUGGCAGCUUGGCUGGCGUCCAACUGACAUCAACCUGGCAAACUACACGUUCUACUAUCCUGCAUGUGUAGGAAACGAAAUCGGCACCUCAGAUCCAGUGUUCAUGCGCAAGCAUGGCGAAGAGCUCGCGCGCGACUCGGGCAAAUGGAUCGACCACAGUGUCUGGCACGGGAAGCCGCAUACGUGGGACAAAGUGCGCUGGCUUAUCGGCGAGUGGAAGAAGAUGUCCAACGGGCGUCCCUUUGUCUUGAAAGGCAUCCAGAGUGCCGCGGACGCGAUCAAGGCACACCAGGCAGGCUGCGACGGUAUUGUCGUAACGAAUCAUGCAGGCCGCCAGGUCGACGGUGCGGUUGGGAGCUUGGAAGUCCUCCCAGAGAUUGUGGAGGCUGUUGAGGACAAAAUGACGAUCAUAUUUGACUCGGGCGUGCGUACAGGCUCAGACGUAUUCAAGGCCCUCGCACUCGGUGCUCACGCUGUCGAGGUCGGACGGCUGUAUGUUUGGGGCAUGGCCCACGAAGGCGAGGCCGGCUGCAGACACGUUAUGAAGAGUCUCCUUGCGGAUCUGGAUAUCACGAUGACAGUUGCGGGUUAUCGUUCCAUCAAGGAGGACGUGCACCUCAAUAAGGAUGCAUUGAGGUACAACCCUAGCGGUGUGCCUCCAGGUCCGAGUGAGCAUGCGAGGCUGUGA
Messenger RNA from Fibroporia radiculosa, 1329 nucleotides. RefSeq lists its product as uncharacterized. The record is from RefSeq and is a predicted model, not a curated record. NCBI's taxonomy places the organism in Eukaryota, Fungi, Basidiomycota, Agaricomycetes, Polyporales, Fibroporiaceae. Gene Ontology annotation, molecular function: FMN binding; oxidoreductase activity. Bases 1 to 1329 code for a protein of 442 amino acids. The transcript is spliced from 11 exons.